AUGGAAUGGGCUCCAGUUCCAGUUACUAUAAAUGCAUCAUCUUCGCCGUCUCUACCAACCACAUCACCGGACCGAUGCGCUAUCCACAAUUCCUUACCUCUUUCAACAACCACCAGCGCCACAACACCUACCGGUGCAAACGAUGCGGCAACAUCAGCGGUAGCUACUGCUGCAGCUCCAAUACCGCCAACUUGCCUCCUUGGACAGUACAAUUUCGAGGGUUCUUCACCAUCUAACUGUCGACCGAUCCGUUCCCAAAGAACACCGAUGCGUGAAAUCACAACGUUGGAUGAUCCCAGCGAAUUGGAUGAAUUCAUGCAGCAAGGCGAAGAAGCCUGCAUAUUGGAUAUGAAAAAGUUCAUCACGCAAUUUUCACUUAGGCAAACGACAGUUGCUAUGAUGACGGGAGUUUCUCAGCCAUACAUUUCAAAACUGCUCAAUGGUAAUCAUCGUGAAUUGUCAUUACGUUGUCGGAAAAAUAUUUAUUCCUGGUAUCUGAAUUGUAGACGACAUCCAGAAAAACUUUCUUCUUUCCUUGCCGAUCCAUCCACUCGUCUAGAGACAAAUGGUGAUGGUGAACUGAUUCCACAACGUCGCGAACGAUAUGUUUUUCGCCCGAUCUUAAUCCGAAUUUUAGAGGGUUUCUUUGCUCAAACACCAUUUCCGGAUUUAAACCGUCGAAUUGAGAUUGCUACUGCCUGUAAUCAGGCACUGCAAAUAGAUAAGAAAGGAGUUGGGUUGAUGCCAAAGGAAGUAGUAUCACCACAAGUUGUUGCAAAUUGGUUUGCCAACAAACGGAAGGAGUUGCGUCGACGGUCUAAUGAUGAGUGUAACGAAGCUAAUAAUGCGAAUCUGUCACAAGUUAGCUCACCUGAUGCUAUUUCAUCACCAUCACCAACAGCUAGUAUGUCAAAUACGCCAAUGGAAACAGAUCGGUUGGGUCUCGAUGACCGAAUCGUUGGAUCGGUAGCUACUUCCGUUCCCAUAUCUGUUCCAGCUGUUCGACCAGGAAACAGUCCCAUUGAAGUCGAAACAAGCCUUUUCCCAUCGCUAGCGCAUCAGCAACAGACAACGCUUGUGCAGACAUUGAUGAAUCCAAAUAAUUUCUGCCCAAAACCAGAUCCAGAAUCACCAGUAUCAGCAGCGUUACCAAUUGCGUCAACUAACUAUAUCAACAUCGACGAUACGGGUCGUGAUUCGGUAGAUCCAGCAGCACAGCAAUCACAGCAUUCGUCAGAUGGAUCGGCAUCAGGUCAAUGUUUAGCGGAAAUGCAGUGCCAGCUAGAUUUGGUGAAUAAUUCGGUAUUAGCAUUAGUAAAUCCAUACAAUAAUCAAAUCCAUAAUUCCGUCAUGAAGGUUGAACAAACUGCUGAAUGA
Messenger RNA from Loa loa (African eye worm), 1377 nucleotides. RefSeq names its product homeobox domain-containing protein. Lineage: Eukaryota; Metazoa; Nematoda; Chromadorea; Rhabditida; Onchocercidae. Gene Ontology annotation, biological process: positive regulation of DNA-templated transcription. The record is from RefSeq and is a predicted model, not a curated record. Bases 1 to 1377 code for a protein of 458 amino acids. Gene Ontology annotation, molecular function: double-stranded telomeric DNA binding. Gene Ontology annotation, cellular component: nucleus. The transcript is spliced from 6 exons.